Molecule: messenger RNA, 1923 nt
Organism: Girardinichthys multiradiatus
Lineage: Eukaryota; Metazoa; Chordata; Actinopteri; Cyprinodontiformes; Goodeidae
Product: transcription factor Jun-like
Exons: 1
Coding region: 305-1279 (324 amino acids)
Biological process (GO): regulation of cell cycle; regulation of cell population proliferation; regulation of transcription by RNA polymerase II
Cellular component (GO): transcription regulator complex
Molecular function (GO): transcription factor binding; DNA-binding transcription factor activity, RNA polymerase II-specific; RNA polymerase II cis-regulatory region sequence-specific DNA binding
Source: RefSeq, a predicted model, not a curated record
GUGAUUGAAAGUAUUAUCCGUUUUCAGAGUCUGUUUUGAGUUAUUAGAACGGGAGGACAAUCCUCACAGGGGGUUUUAGGGGUGAAACACUGAAGCUCGGCGGCAGAAGAAGCGUUUUUGUUUGUCGAUGACCGCACGGUUCACAAAGGAAAACUUUUCUCGGGACGAAAGUUGUCAAGUGAGUUGAACUCCAACAAUAGGCAGCCUCUGCCUCGGGACAGUGUACAGCUUGUCACAGAACAUAUGUAAACAGUCGAAACCGGACUCAUUAUUCAGUUAUUUGGAGAGAUUAGAAUAAAAGUUUAUGUCUAGAAAAAAUAGUAAAAUGGAAGCGACCUUCUACGACGAAGCUGUUAAUGCCUCCAACUCCCAGCAUGACGGGACGUCUGUAUACGGGUUUAACCCCAAAACACUGAAACAAAACAUGACUCUGAACCUAAACGACCCGAAAAACUUCAAACCGCAGCUGGGGGCAAAGGCCCUGGACAUCCUGACUUCGCCUGAUGUCGGUUUACUGAAGCUGGCCUCGCCUGAGUUGGAGAGACUGAUCAUCCAGUCCUGCAGCGGGCUGACGACCCCCACCCCGACCCAGUUCAUAUGCUCCAAGAACGUCAGUGACGAGCAGGAGGGCUUCGCUGAAGGGUUCGUAAGGGCCCUGGCUGAGCUCCACUACCAGCAGAUACCCGCCGCCCACCCCGACGCUCAGACCGGCGGGACCAGCGGCGUGGCACCCAGCACCGCUUCAUGCGAGGCCAGUGGGAUUCCCUACAGCUGCACGGUGCGCUCGGACCCGCCCGAAUACACCAACCUGGCCGCUUUCAGCCGAACCGUGGGCUCCGCGUCGGCACCUGUCGCAGAGAGGCACCCGCAGACAAAUUAUCCAGGAGCCCCGCAGCCGCCCCACAACCACACGGACCACCAACUGGCGGCGGCGCAGCACCCGCGGCUACAGGCGCUAAAGGAGGAGCCGCAAACGGUGCCCGAGAUGUCCGGCGAGACGCCUCCGCUCUCCCCGAUCGACAUGGAGAGCCAGGAGCGCAUCAAGGCGGAGAGGAAGCGCUUGAGGAACAGAGUGGCCGCGUCCAAGUGCCGGAAAAGGAAGUUGGAGAGAAUUUCUCGGCUCGAGGAGAGGGUCAAGAACCUAAAAACCCAGAACACGGAGCUGGUUUCCUCCGCCAACGUCCUUCGAGACGAGCUGGCUCUGCUCAAGCAAAAGGUCAUGGACCACGUCAACAGCGGCUGUCAGCUCAUCCUGACGCAGCAGCUCCAAGCCUACUAGACUGCGGUGACAAAACGGAACCAAUAAGGGACAUAAGGGACCAAAUGCAACUUGAGAAGGCUGCUUGAGACCUUUCACCGACUUUUCCACUCCGGAUGGUUAUUGACGUGUGAUCGGUCGCUGUAAAUAAAGCCAUCUUUUAUUUUACAGACGCACACAGCUGAGAGAAACUUUUGCUCUAUUGUCUGCCACUUUUGGCUUUCACUACAUUUUAUUUCUACAAAAAAAAAACAAAAAAAAAAACAACUUGUAGAUCACACGUGGAAAACCCGCACCUCAUCACAUGAUCGUGGUAGCGUGGGAUCCAGCUGCACGCAGUGAAACACACCUUUGUCUUGCAAAAGUCAAACAGCAAUAUAAGAUCGAGUUUAGCACUGUAGCCCAUGGACCAGCGAGCGCAUGUACAGAAAAAAACACUAACAACUUUCACACCCUCUGGACCUUUUUUCCUAGGUGUGUGUGUGUGUGUGUGUGUAGCGUUUACUGACAGCUGCCUUACUUUCAGAACACUUCUAUUCAUACGACUUUAUAAUACGUGUGUAACUUGUUAGCCCUGAGAAUAACCCUUUGUAAUAUUUGUACGCAGCAUUUUGAGCACUUAACUGUAAAUAAGGUUAUAAAAAUAAAAGCAAAACUUGGACACA